Messenger RNA from Rotaria sp. Silwood2, 1479 nucleotides. NCBI's taxonomy places the organism in Eukaryota, Metazoa, Rotifera, Eurotatoria, Philodinida, Philodinidae. The record is from the annotation of a GenBank genome assembly.
AUGGAUUGUCUCCUUAAUAAACCUUCUGCUGUUGCGACACCAAGUUCUCUCGAUCUUCCACCGACCAAUGAUGGGCCGCCUCUCUCUGCAAUUUCUUGUCCUCCAUCAUCACAUCCCAAUCGUCUCAUCGAGUUUGAAGACAAUGACACUACGAUGCGUCUAUUAAUGCAAUAUACGACCGAGUCAAACAUCCGCAAUAAUUCAUUACAAUUUGAUCCGCGUGAAUUUUAUCGUCGAUUCGAUGUACAUAAGAUGGAACUUCUCACUCCGCAGAUUCUCAGCGAGGUAGAAAAAGGACUAGUAAAAGAUUUAAGUGAAGGGCUAUCUUUUAUGGUGAUAAAUAGCGGUGCAAGCUCAUCGUUCAAUGCAGCUCAGUUUAAAAACUCCCGUAUGAAACAGAGUGAACUCAGUCCAGUCAUCAUCGAAGCGGCUCUCACGCAUAUCAUCGAGAAUUUAGAUAAGCAUCCUAACUUGAUAAAAGCUUUAGGAAGAGGCAAAAUUGGCUACCACGACAAAGGUACAAUGCUCAACGAUAUGGGUGUGCGAACAUUUGUAAUCAAAGGAUCAGAAAAAGCGAAUAAUACAAAUUAAAAGCGGUUUGAGAGAUGCUAUUGUAUCUACAAUUUAUUAUUCUAUUAUCAUAAAAUAAAUUUGAUUCUUUAUAACAUUUGACUGCUAAAAUAUGUAGAUAUUUGCUUCUUUCCAUUGUUCGUCUCUACACACCAAGCGCUUGAGAUGAACAUGACAUCUGUCAGAAAGGAAAAAAAUAGGGUAUUAUUCCGUGACAGAUGCGUGUUUUUAUUCUUGUCAAAAAAAGGUCUAUUUAUUUUCUGAUAAUAUGCACAAUUUAAUCAUAUACUUUCUCACUAGGAAAAACCAGUGAGUUAUUAUAUUCGAAUUCUUACACAUACUGUCAGAAAAAUAAAGAAAGAAAAAAUAAAAACAUACGAUGUAAAUGCAUCAGUCAUCUAUUGUUCAUUAUACAUGUCGCUGUUGUCUGAAGAAGACUUCGUCAAAGUUGAAAUGUCACAUUGAUCAAUACAACUAAAAAAGAAAAUCGAAACAGUAUUAUACGAACUCAAUAUUGACAUCUAUGACAAAAUUUUCGAGAUUAUAGACGAACGACUAAGACUCGUCUAAAAAAACUUUUCAAUUCAUCAGUAGAAAAAAACAAAGUUUUCUGUAAAAAUAUUUAUCGAAUGCAACGUAGAAAAAUAAAGAGGAAUAAAUAGUUAUCUUUAGAAUAAAUCAAUUUGAUUGUUGAAGAAAGAGAUGUAAAAAUGAAAGAUGAUUGUUGCUGUCGAUAUUACUGCAAAAUUAUGUUUGAAGAUAAGGGUGUGAGUGUGGGUGUGGGUGUGGGUGUGAGGUAGAUGUAGAUGUGGGUGUGAUGUAAAGAAGAUAAACACCCACACCCACACUCACACACCCACACCCACACCCACACCCACCCCCACACCCACACCCACACCCACACCCACA